Diorhabda sublineata is the source of this 2450-nucleotide messenger RNA. RefSeq names its product zinc finger protein 883-like. The record is from RefSeq and is a predicted model, not a curated record. Lineage: Eukaryota; Metazoa; Arthropoda; Insecta; Coleoptera; Chrysomelidae. The transcript has 3 exons. The coding region runs from base 158 to 1975 and encodes 605 amino acids.
CUCUAUGUUUAUUUUAAUAUGCGUAUAAUUUCUGGUUCGAUGGCAUUUUCAGCCAAAAUAAUUAUAGCGAAGAACUACCCAAUACAAAAUUUUAGAAUUCUAUCUUUUAUAAUUCAGUAGUGACUAAUCCGAACAGAAGAAAACAAACAGAAUAGAUAUGGAGCAAAUACUCGUUAAGGAAGAAAUCGAUAUCCAAAAUGAUUUAUUGUGGAAUAUAGACAUUAAACAAGAAUUAAAUGAGGAAGCACCUAAGACCUUCUUUAAAAAUGAAAUUAAUAACACGGAUAUAAAACAAGAAUUGUGUGACGAAGUGGAUACUGUAAUUUUUCAAAAUGUGAAAAUUAAACAAGAAAUUGAUGAGGAUAUAAACAUGGUGCAAAUAUUGGAAGAAUCUAAGCUCGCAAAUGGAAUGAAGGGAUAUGGGUCUUAUAGAUUUGACAUGCCUAACAUCAGAAGAAAAUUUAAAAGACUUCUAAAAAAUUGGAAACCCUGGAAAGUAAAUACUAUUACUGGGAUUAUGAUAUGUGGGUUAUGUGGACAUUUAUAUACGAAACGUAUAGAAUUACUACACCACUUUUUCACAAAUCAUUGUGUAAAACAGAAGAAAUUGCUAAAUAAAAAGAAAUUCAACCAAAAAAAUGUGAGUUGCAAAAAGGAGGAACAAGUAAUUGACCUUUCUGUGUUCAGAAAUUUAAAGGACAAUGUAAAAAUUGAAAUAGUUGAACAUGAUCUAAAACAAGAUGUCAGCUUAAAUAAUUAUUUCAAUGUAGAACAUCAGGAAUUGAGGAAAAGUGACGGAAAUUGGUGCAAUUACACAGAAGAAAAAUCAUUAAAAUGUGAAAUUCGUUCUAAAUUAUUAGCAAAAUUAAGUGAUUUAGUUAAACACAACAAAAUUCAUGCAAAUGAAAAACCAUUCAAAUGUGAAACUUGUUUCAAACGGUUUACACUUGAAACUAGUUUAGCCAGACACAUGAGCAGUCACACUGGCAAAAAAACAUUUACUUGUAAAGUUUGUUCUAAAUUGCUCAGUUGCAAACGAAAUUUAGUUCAUCACAUGCGCAUUCACACCGGCGAAAAACCAUAUCAAUGUGAAAUUUGUUCCAAAUUGUUCUCAGUUCGAAGCAGCUUAGUUCAACAUAUGCUUUGUCACACUGGGGAGAAGCCAUUCAAAUGUGACAGUUGCACUAAAUUUUUCACUAGAAAAAUAAAUUUAAUAAGCCACACAAAGAGAAUUCAUAGUACUGAAAAGCCUUUCAAAUGUGAAAUUUGUUCAAAAUCUUUCACAGAAUCAAAUUAUUUAUUCAAUCAUAAAAAGAUUCACACAAAUGAAAAAUCGUUUGAAUGCGAAAUUUGUUUCAAACUGUUCCCAGUCCAAAGUAGUUUAGUUAAACAUAUGAGUUUUCACACUAGGGCAAAACCAUUUAAAUGUGAAACUUGUUUGAAAUCUUUCACACUCAAAAGAAGUUUGGUUAAACACAUUCGCAAUCACACUGGUGAAAAACCUUAUUAUCACUGUGAAGUUUGUUACAAAAGUUACACAGCUAAAAGUAGUUUGGUACAACAUAUGUUCGUACAUACAGGAGAAAAACGAUUCAAGUGUGAAAUAUGCUCUAAAUUGUAUUAUAGAAAAAGUAACUUACUAAAACACAUUUACACACAUAGCGUGCGUAAUGACACAGAAGAAAAACCUGACGAAAGACCGUUCAAAUGUGACAGUUGUUCGAAAACUUUCACAAAAUCGAGUUAUUUGAUGAAACACAAACGUAGUCACACCAGCGAACAACGAUUUAAGUGCGAAGUUUGUUCAAAAAUGUUCAAUUAUAGGAGCGAUUUAAUAAGACACGUGCGGGUACACACAGGCGAAAAACCCUUCAAAUGUGAUAUUUGUUCGAAAACUUUUACAAGAUCGAGUUAUUUGACGAUUCACAAACGUAGUCACAUUGGCGGACAACGAUUUAAAUGCAAUACUUGUUAGAAGAUGUACUGUAAACUGUAGAUUUUCAUUCAACUGAUAAUGGGUAUUUCGAGGUGCAUCUGAAACACUAGUAACAAUAAACUAUGGACUAAACUACUCUCUAUUUAUCCAGUAAGACUUAGUAUUCACUAACUUAUAUAAUUUACUUAAAUUCAUUGUUUACUUUUUACUAUUUCGAUAUGACAUCAAAUUAUUCAGACAAACUUGGUCGCAGAUUAACAAGCGAUUAUUUAUACAAAACGAUUUUCUCAAUAAUUCGGUUCUAGAAUUACAAUAAAUAAAAAAUCCGGCUUCACGAUAGUAAAAUAAUCUUAUUACAUAAAUUGAUGUUUAUUUUCUUUCUCUUGUAUUUAUAAUUACAUUACAUGUGUAAUAUAUUCCAUUGUAAAAUAAAUGAAGCGAAAAUUUAAAUAUAAAAUUGAAAGUUUGGAAAAAACAAAUUAUUUAUACCAUACCAUAUACAGAUGAAACAUUU